GCAGGUUGCUGUGGCCGGCAAGAGUUGGAAGGGAUUCCCCCCACACCCCCCUUUCUUUUUUUCCCUCCUCCUCGUUGCACAUCUGAGGGCGGCAGCGGGGCUGGCUCCCCCCUCCCGGAGGUCGCCUUUGUUUUGCCCGUGUCGCUUCUCCCGAGCGGCCGAGGGGGCGGGAGGGGGCCGGGGCUGGGCUGUGCCGGGCUGGGCUGUGCCGGGCUGGGCUGGGCUGUGCCGGGCUGAGCUGUGCCGGACCGGCCGCCCCUUCUCGUCGCCGGCAGCCGGAGCUCGCCGAGUUGGUGCCGCCCCCCCGGGCCGGGGCUGAGCAGCCGCAGCUGCCCGGGACCCCCAUGGCACCGCCGCGAUGUUCGUGUCCCGGCUCCUGGAUUUCCAGAAGACGCGCUACGCCAGGUUCAUGAAUCACCGUGUCCCGUCCAACUGCAGGUACCAGCCCACGGAAUAUGAGCAUGCAGCCAACACUGCCACCCACGCUCUCUGGAUCCUGCCCAGCAUCCUUGGCAGCUCCAUCCUCUAUAUCCUCUCUGAUGACCAGUGGGAAACCAUCUCAGCCUGGAUCUAUGGCUUUGGCUUGUCCAGCCUCUUCAUUGUCUCCACCAUCUUCCACACCAUCUCCUGGAAGAAGAGGCAUCUCAGGACUGUGGAGCACUGCCUGCACAUGUUUGACAGGAUGGUGAUUUACUUCUUCAUCGCCGCCUCCUACGCUCCCUGGUUGAACCUGCGGGAGCUGGGUCCCUGGGCGUCCCACAUGCGCUGGAUCAUCUGGAUCAUGGCAUCCGUCGGCACCGUCUACGUUUUCUUCUUCCACGAGCGGUACAAGCUAGUGGAGCUGGUGUGCUACGUUAUCAUGGGCUUCUUCCCCGCCUUGGUCAUCCUCUCCAUGCCCAACAGGGACGGCCUCCUGGAGCUGGUGGCUGGUGGCUUCUUCUACUGCCUGGGCAUGGUGUUCUUCAAGAGCGACGGGCGCAUCCCCUUCGCCCACGCCAUCUGGCACCUCUUCGUGGCCAUGGGAGCUGGCACCCACUACUAUGCCAUCUGGAGGUACCUGUACCAGCCUGGGGCACUGGACACGAAAACCUCCCCUCGGUAGAAGCCUUAGAGACGUUGUUUGUGCCACCUGGCACGUGGGGACACACAGGGCACUGGUGACACAGCGGGCUCGCCCCAACCCACCCCCUGGCCCCGUGGACAGCAGCUGUUGGUGCCCUUCCUGCACAGACAGGAGAGCCUGGAGGUUGAUUUUAAAUGUUUUUCUUUUUUAAGCUCGGGAACUGUUUAUUUUUUUAGGCAAAGUUUUCAGAACACAGUGAGUGACUGGGCUGUGGGUGGUAGGAGUGACCACUCACUGGAGCUUUGCUCACUCACCUGGUCUUGAGCAUCCCAUGGGACUGGGAACCUUGGCCUCACAUGCCUCAGCUAUGACACCCUGGGUUUGGCUCCUGGAGUCCCUAGAUGUGCCACUGAGGGGACUGGAGGAGUCAGGGUGAGUGGAGAGCCCCAGUGGUGGAGAGGGAUGUGGUGACACCCCUGCACCACCUGGUCUGGCUCCUAAAUCGUCCUGAGUCCUGCCAGCAUCAACAGCUCCGUCCCAAGCCCUUGAGGGGAUGGUCCAUACUCAACAAGCCUUACAAGAGAUUGAAACUUGAAUCUCUUCCAGGGCAUCCCAGUCCCUGAGCACUGGGAAAGCCUUUCUCUAAGCCAAUGUGAAGUGCACAACUCAUCCAUACAUCCCUGGGAUCCCCUGUGGACAUUUUCUCCCUGGAAUGCUCGGUUUUCCU
Molecule: messenger RNA, 1790 nt
Organism: Melozone crissalis (California towhee)
Lineage: Eukaryota; Metazoa; Chordata; Aves; Passeriformes; Passerellidae
Gene: MMD2
Product: monocyte to macrophage differentiation associated 2
Exons: 7
Coding region: 359-1102 (247 amino acids)
Cellular component (GO): membrane
Molecular function (GO): pore-forming activity
Source: RefSeq, a predicted model, not a curated record